ACCCAUAAUUAACUAGUUCAGCAUUCAGCUGUCAAAAAGAUACUGAAUUAUCACUGACAUUAUAUUAUACAUUGAGAACUACAAAUUCCUAAGACCAACAGCCUAAAAGUGUGCUAUUUAAAGAUUCCUUUGACUAGUGUAGUGGCUAAAAUAAUCUAAGAUGGCUGCAGCUGCAUUUGUUGCUUUAAAGCAGCUGCUGGAGGAGCCUCCUGUUCAUUGUAAGGAUAUUGAAUCUGUCAUUGACUGCAUAGGAAGAAUGAGAACAGCUGGGAGACAUAAGUUGCAGGUUUUGUCUGAUUUUGACUACACAUUAACUUAUCCUCAUUUUAAUGGGAAGCCAGUAACAACGUCUCAUGGAGUUAUGGAAUCAUCAGGAUUAUUAUCUAAAAGUUUCGUUGAAAAGGCCUUGAACUUAAAAGCAAAAUACCUUCCAAUUGAACACUGUCAUGAGCGUAGUCUACAAGAAAAGACUGAAGCAAUGGAAGAAUGGUGGAGAACUGUCCACCAUUUGAUUACUCAGCAAAGCGUAACUAAAAACAUGCUAGUUGAGAUGGUAAAGGCAUCCGACAUUUUCUUUAGGGAUCACCAUGACGAUAUGUUUAGAUUACUUGAGGUGAAUGACGUACCACUGACCAUUUGUUCAGCUGGUCUAGCAGAUAUAAUAUUGAUAGCACUAGAUGCCACCUCUUACAAGGAGCAUGCUAAUCUCUCAGUGGUUGGUAACAAGAUGAUAUAUAAUGAAGAGAGUGUGGUGACAGCAUUCACUGAACCUGUCAUUCAUUCUUAUAAUAAAGGACUCACUUCUUUGACUAGAUACCCUCAACUGGUCAAGAAACUUAAGGAUAGAUCUAAUGUGAUAGUAAUUGGUGAUUCACAAGGUGAUCCAUUCAUGAUUAAUGGUCUAGAGAAUAUCGACAAUGUCAUCAAAAUUGGUUUUCUUAAUCAAAAAAAGGAAGCUCUUUUGACAGUUUAUGAAGAACUUUAUGACAUUGUCAUAACAGAUCCAGCAAGCAGUCUUUUUGUACCACUCUCAAUAAUGAAAGCCAUUUUGACUGAAAAUAGCUAAAUGAUAAAUGAUUCUUACCUUUAUAAUCACAUGUUGCAAUUAUUUAUCAUUAUGAUGUUAGCAUCCAAUGGGAACACAUGUUUACUGUAGUCUGUAAGUAAUGAUUAAAGUGGGUAUCUGUUGCACCUAUUAGCACAUUAAAUAGUGCAAUACACACCAGCUAUUUUGAAGUGUUUAGGUCCAGCUAGUGUUUACUGUCAGUAGUUCACCACAGCAAUGCUGAAACUAGCAGCUUGUACUCUUUUGAUCUUACAAUGGAUAGUUUAUGGAGGUGCUUAUAUGGAUCAAUCAGUGUCAACAAGCAGUAGAAUCAUUUCACCAUCAUCUACUGUAGCAGCAUCAACCAGUCAUAGAUCAAGCAGCACAAAACUCAUUACAAUAUUCCCAACUCCUACUGAAACUGGCAAUGGACCAACGACCUCAGGGAUCAGCAUAAUCAUCUUCAUUGCAGUCCUCUUUAGCAUCAUAAUGGCUAUAGUUGGUACCAUGGGAAUUGUGACGUUAUUAACGUGUAUCUGUUCCAGAAGAGUGGAGGUUCCAACUGUAAGGAAUGAUCCCAGGGCUCCUGCAAUGUAUGAUACACAAGAUGAGCAAAUUGAUGAUGAUAAUGAUGAUGAUGGUGAUGAUGAUGAUGAUGAUGAUGAUGAUGAUGACUACGUUUAAUUAAUUAAUAGUUGUCCAGUUUUAUCAUAGCCUGUAUUUAGUUAGUUAUAGAUAUUUAUUAGUAUAAUAUUGAUCAUCAUUUUAGUAACACCAUUAGUAAGAGAUUAUUACCAUUAUAAUAA
Amphimedon queenslandica is the source of this 1851-nucleotide messenger RNA. Its product is annotated as 7-methylguanosine phosphate-specific 5'-nucleotidase-like. The transcript is spliced from 13 exons. Gene Ontology annotation, cellular component: cytoplasm. Bases 161 to 1066 code for a protein of 301 amino acids. NCBI's taxonomy places the organism in Eukaryota, Metazoa, Porifera, Demospongiae, Haplosclerida, Niphatidae. Gene Ontology annotation, molecular function: 5'-nucleotidase activity; magnesium ion binding. The record is from RefSeq and is a predicted model, not a curated record.